CAACCCUUGCGUAAUUACUGAAGAGAGAGGGGUAUUGGGAAGAUGUAUAGAUCAGGAAGCGCUAAUAGAGUAUGGGAUGAUUACGUGAAAUACGAUUCAUCAUCUUCUUCUUCAUCGAAACAUUCUCCUGCAAUUAUUAAAGGUUUGUCUCUAGAAACAAACGACGAAUUCAACGAGCCGCCAAUCUCCUCCGAUCACGUGACCAAGAAAGAAAGGGGUCGUACAAAGCUUGCUGAGAAUGCCGUCCAUUUAAUCCCUUUGGUUCUUUUCCUAUGUGCUUUCGUUCUUUGGUUUUUAUCCAAUCCCGAUAUUGAAGUUCCAAUUGGUGGGGAUGCGGUGGCGGCGAGAAUAGAGGGGAUGACGAUAGAAGGGGACGUGGAUAGUAGUGAUGGUACACAAACAGGGAAUUUGCCACUGGAAUUGAAUGAGAUUGAUACGACCAGAAAAAAUCAAAAUAGAAAUUAUCGUGAAUAACAUAAUCAUGGUAUAAUUCUAAGAAUGGAUCGUUUUUGGAGCAAUUCAUGAGUGUUAGAAAAUUACUCGUAUCAUUUAGUUAUGGAAUGAUUAUAACUAUGUAAUUUUCCAUCCAUCUGAGCAAUUAAGCUUAAUUAAUUAUCACGUUUCGUACGUAGUUUUAAGUUUUAAAUUAUUCUGUACGUACAUUGGAUGAACUAGUUUCAAGCCGUGUGAUGUACUAUAAUAUACAUGAGCUUGAACUAAUUAAGGAAGGGCAUCCUCAUCAUUGUUCACUUUAUUGGAGAUCAAAUUGAGUUAAUUGACUUUGUGGAAG
This is a messenger RNA of Cuscuta epithymum, 790 nucleotides long. The record is from the annotation of a GenBank genome assembly. NCBI's taxonomy places the organism in Eukaryota, Viridiplantae, Streptophyta, Magnoliopsida, Solanales, Convolvulaceae.